Trichoderma harzianum CBS 226.95 is the source of this 525-nucleotide messenger RNA. RefSeq lists its product as hypothetical. Lineage: Eukaryota; Fungi; Ascomycota; Sordariomycetes; Hypocreales; Hypocreaceae. The record is from RefSeq and is a predicted model, not a curated record. The transcript has a single exon. The coding region runs from base 1 to 525 and encodes 174 amino acids.
AUGACUUUUGUUGCUCCAAUAUGUCACCGCAGGCCUAGCUUUGGAAGAAAAUCCGCUCUUGAAUGUGGUCGUGUAGCCAACGGCAUUAGUGCGCCGAUUUCAGGGCUGAUGGCAGCCAAGACUGAGACACGCGAGGCGACCAAGGACUGCGCUACGCCACAACGACAAUUUCCUAGAAUGCGGUCUACAACGCUGAAUAUUCAAAAACAAAAGUUGGAAGCGGAACGAUGUAUACCGGAGAAAGUCGGUAAACACGCCAAGAGGAUAGACGCGGCAUUGCCUGGAAAUCACACUCGGCUGCUUUACGACGAACUUCCAUGGAAAGAACGCAGCGUUCUGGCCCAGCCAGAUGCAGCAACCGAGUACAGAGAAGUAAUGACCCGGUGUACGGAUACACUACGAGGAAACCUCUCGUUCUACUUGGGAGGAAAAUCGCCGUCAGACGGGCCCAAGUGGGAGCCAAAUAUGAGCGCUGUACGAGCAACAAUACGGUUUGUAAUGGCCACAGCCCGUCUUGAUAACUAA